Messenger RNA from Dentiscutata erythropus, 909 nucleotides. The record is from the annotation of a GenBank genome assembly. Lineage: Eukaryota; Fungi; Glomeromycota; Glomeromycetes; Diversisporales; Gigasporaceae.
AUGGGACAGAGCGAUCUCGAUGAACAAAUUGAAAAACUCCGCAAAUGCGAAUUGAUUUCAGAAAACGAAGUAAAAGAACUUUGUCGAAAAGCUAGAGAAGUUUUAAUAGAAGAAAGUAAUGUUCAAAGAGUGGACGCGCCUGUAACCAUAUGUGGUGACAUACACGGGCAAUUUUAUGAUCUUAAAGAAUUGUUUAAGGUCGGUGGUGAUUGUCCGGAUACGAAUUAUCUGUUCUUAGAUCGUGGCUUUUAUAGUGUAGAAACGUUUUUAUUGCUGCUCGCUCUCAAAGUACGAUAUCCAGAUAGAAUAACAUUGAUACGCGGUAAUCACGAAUCACGGCAAAUUACACAAGUUUACGGAUUUUACGAUGAAUGUCUUCGGAAAUAUGGAUCUGUAAACGUAUGGAGACAUUGCUGUGAAAUAUUCGAUUAUAUGAGCUUAUCUGCAAUUAUUGAAAACAAAAUAUUUUGUGUGCAUGGUGGACUAUCACCUGUAAUUAGUUCAUUAGAUCAGAUUCGUACUAUUGAUAGAAAACAAGAAGUUCCACAUGACGGUGCCAUGUGUGAUCUACUAUGGUCUGAUCCUGAUGACAUUGAAGGAUGGGGGAUUAGUCCUCGUGGUGCGGGUUAUUUAUUUGGUGGUGAUAUCGUUGCUCAGUUUUUACAAAACAAUAAUCUAGAUUUAAUUGCAAGAGCCCAUCAAUUGGUAAUGGAAGGUUACAAAUUAAUGUUUAAUAACACUAUAGUUACCGUUUGGUCGGCUCCAAAUUAUUGCUAUAGAUGUGGAAAUGUCGCCGCAAUUUUAGAAUUAGACGAUAAAUUAAACAAAAAUUACAAAAUAUUUGAGGCUGCACCACAAGAUGUUCGUGGUUUACCAGCGAAAAAACCGGCACCUGACUAUUUCCUGUAG